Molecule: messenger RNA, 378 nt
Organism: Stylonychia lemnae
Lineage: Eukaryota; Ciliophora; Spirotrichea; Sporadotrichida; Oxytrichidae
Source: the annotation of a GenBank genome assembly
AUGGUAGAUCAACCUUCAUUGUAUAAAUAAAAAAGAUAAUUCAGUUAUUAUUCAAAAAACGUUGAGUAGACUGCUAAGAAUGUGAUCUCAAUUUAUAAAAAAGAUAAUGGUGACUAAGAAUAUGAGCCACUCAAAGCUCAAGAUUGGACAAAAAAAUUAGCAACUGAUAUAACAAGAGAGAUACAAAAUAAAAAAUGCCUCGAUGAGACCAAGUUCAAACUGAAAGUAGAUGUGAUGAUUCUUGAUAAAGAUUCAGUAGGAUUUCAUAUGAGUUCAUCAUGCCUCUGGGAUAACGAGGCAGACGGCAAUAUAAGUAUCUAAGAAGAUUUCGAGUCUUAUUACAUUAUUGUCUCUAUUUUUGGAUUCUUCAGACAUUGA